Messenger RNA from Penaeus chinensis, 813 nucleotides. Its product is annotated as heme-binding protein 2-like. Bases 5 to 595 code for a protein of 196 amino acids. The record is from RefSeq and is a predicted model, not a curated record. Lineage: Eukaryota; Metazoa; Arthropoda; Malacostraca; Decapoda; Penaeidae. The transcript is spliced from 6 exons.
GAUCAUGAAGAAGCUAAUUGUCUGCCUUAGUGUGCUGGCCGUCUGUCUAGGCUUCGAGCUGGACGAGGAACCGGAGGAAAUUGCACCGUAUACUGUUAUUAAGGAUGCUGGGUCGUACGAGCUGAGGGUGUACGAGUCAGCCAAAUGGGUGUGUCACGACGAGAUGAGAAAGAGGCCUAAGAUGUACAUCAGCUUCAUGAAACUCUUUGGCUACAUCACGGGCGAGAACGAAAAGGGCUACACGAUCAACAUGACAGCCCCCGUCACCAUGAUGGAAGAGCCAGUUGAUGACGUCAGCAACAGGUACCAGAUGUGUUUCUACAUCCCAGCCGCCCAUCAGCUAGACCCACCCACACCCACCGAUACCGAGGUUUACAUUGAGGUCCGCCCGCGCCUGACUCUGGCAACCAGAACCUUCAGCGGCUGGGUGAGGAAGAUGCGUGAGUGGGUCACUCACAAAAACGCACUAGAGCAGGUCCUCAAAGCUGCCGGUGAACAGGGCGUCGACUACACGCGUUUCUAUGGAGCUGGCUACGAUUCUCCCAUGAAAUACAAAAACCGUAGGAACGAAGUGUGGUUCGUGGUGGACCAGUAAGAACCACAACAGGCUAGUGGUUCUAGCUCGUCGACGGCAACCGGACGUGAUGGUUCUGCACUGGAUAUUCGUUGGCCUUCACUUACGAAAUAGCUACUAUGUUUUUUUGUAUUUGUUUUUCAUUGUUGCGCUUUCAAAAUUAUGCUUGAGUCAGAAGUUCAGGAUCGAAAAAUAAUGUUAAGAAAUAAUUUGUGGUCUAAAUAAAUUGUGGUAAACAA